UAAUAAAAAUUAGAGCCAUAUUGCAUUAUUGCAUUUCUAUAGUGAAAUUGUUAGUAUGUGUUUAGACAUAUCAGGAAACCAUUUACUCAAGAUUUAAAAGCAUGUGCCAUGGAAAAAGAGUUGGAUCCAGAUGUUAUAAAAGCUACACAAACCUCGCUAGGCAAGUAUGUGAAACGGCCGCCGCUGAAUGAGAAGUUAUUGAAAAAACCACCUUUCAGAUUCUUGCAUGACAUUGUAACAUCAGUACUGAAAACAACAGGAUUUUUUGAAGGAUUAUUUGAGGAGGAAGAAUUGAUAUCUGACAAUGUCAAAGAAAGGGAAAAUAAAAUACAAUUUCUUAAUAAAGUCAUUUACGUCGUUGGUGCAACAACAGGAAAGACGUUAUCAGUUAAGCCUUCUAAAAUAGUAGCUGGUCAGGAAGCUGAAAAAACCAACGACUUACUUCAAUGCCUUGCACAGGCACUAGAUAAAAAACUUAGUUCAGAUGAAGCAGUAAAAAAAUAUAAAGGAGAGAAAAAAUCCACACAGGUAAAUGAAAAGAAACCAAAAGAAACAUUAAAAGUAAAUAAAAAAACUAACGAUACGAAAAAAAUAACAUCAAAAAGCACAGAAAAAGUAACAUCGAAUAAAAAGGAACCAACAAUAAAAGUAACAAAUAAAAAUGAAAACGAUAAAAGUUCCAGCAGUAAAAACCAGAAAGAAAACACAACGAUAAAAAAUGAAUCAUUAUCUAAAAAAAGGUCACAAACCAAAGUCUUAACAAAAAAACCAUCACUUGAAAAAAGUACGAAUCUUGAAGAAGAUAAACAACUACCUCGUGAAAUAAAAAACAAAUUGGGAAAUGACAUAAUAGCAAAAAAUAUGCCGAUAAAUAAUGAAACUUUUGAAGAUUUAAAUACAGAUAUUAUAGAAACAGAUAGAAAUACUACUGAACAAGAACAUCAAGAAUCCGUGACAAUUAAUAAUGAUCAACAGGAUGUUGAUAGCUUUCAGGCAAUUGACAACAAAUUAAAUUCAUCAUUAUCUUCACAAGAAUUGAUGGAAAUCGAAAAAGAUAAGGUUGAUGAAAAUAUUUCUUUAAUAAAUCAAAAUCAGAUAGAGGUUGAACUUAUUGAAGAUCAUAAGUCUACUGAUUUAAAUAAGAUUAAUGAUGGUAAUGAAUUCGAACAAAAACCAGAUGAAAAUUAUCCAAAUAAACAAUUAUCUAGGAAUAAUAGUAAUGACAUGAAGAGUCACGAAACUACAUCAACAGUAGAGAAAAGUAUUAAUCAGGCUUCGUUUAAAGGGUCUCCAGUAAAAAUCGGAAACCUUGCUAGGCCAUUAAGUAUGCGACCCUCGUCAUCGCGACCUGGAGCACCGCGUUUAAGAGAUAAACACGAAAAUAUUACAUCCGAGCCCGAAAAUUUGAUAGUUGGUAAAGUAAAUAUCAUAGCAGAAAAUACACCCAUAGAGGAGGAAGAAGAUGCAAAUGUCGUUAUUGUUGAACACGAAGUAAUCGUUUCCUCGAACGCAGAGGAUGAUCAGGAACCGGUUAAUUUAUCAUCUGACCAGCACGGCCAUUUGGUGCAACAAAUUUUAGAAUCUCAAAAAGAAUAUUCACAGAUUAGUGGUAAAACUGAAAUCGAAUGGCAUUUUGGUGCCCAAAAAGCACGAGAAGCAGUAAAUCGGGAAAUAGAGCAACUCAGGUACAACGUACAAGCUCUUUCACGUGUCACCAAUCCAUUGGGUAAAAUAUUGGAUCACGUUCAGGAAGAUGUAGAAGUUAUGCGUCAAGAACUUCAGCAAUGGACCAAAACUUAUGAAGAAACAUCGAAGCAGUUAUCGAAACAAAAACUAUCAAAUGAGGAGUCAUUAUUACCAUUGCAUACGAAAGUGAAACAGUUGGAUUUUGAUAUACAAGAGAAAAAUGACAAGAUAAAUGAUCUCAAGGUAGUUAUACAUAAAAAUUCUGUUAGAAUCGAGAAAUUACUGGCGAGUGGAAGCGUGCAAUAAUUUCAUAAAUUAUUAUUUUUAUAGAUGCAAUUUUUAGUAGAUACUGUA
Messenger RNA from Achroia grisella, 2040 nucleotides. It is a transcript of the gene IFT54, whose product is annotated as TRAF3-interacting protein 1. Gene Ontology annotation, cellular component: centrosome; ciliary basal body; axoneme. The record is from RefSeq and is a predicted model, not a curated record. The transcript is spliced from 7 exons. The coding region runs from base 109 to 1992 and encodes 627 amino acids. Gene Ontology annotation, biological process: regulation of microtubule cytoskeleton organization; cilium assembly; intraciliary transport. Gene Ontology annotation, molecular function: microtubule binding. NCBI's taxonomy places the organism in Eukaryota, Metazoa, Arthropoda, Insecta, Lepidoptera, Pyralidae.